AUGGACAAGUCAUGGGUUUGGCUUCCAAGGGCAACCACUGAGUAUGAGGAAGGUGCACGUGGUUUUGUGUAUGCAUCAGCAAAGAGAUUGGGUAAUCCUCUGCAGAUGUUAUGUCCUUGUAUCGACUGUCGGAAUGUGUGUCAUCAAACUGCUGGCACAAUACUGGAUCAUUUGGUAAUUAAGGGAAUGGAUCAGAAGUACAAGAGAAAUGCGUGUUGGAGUAUCCAUGGAGAGAGGAGGUCUGAGAAAACAGUUGACGAUCAACAUGCUGAGUUAGAAACAUACGAGUUGUUUAGAUCUGCCUGCUUUGAAAAUGGUUCAGAAUCCUCGAAUAAGGAUGGAGAACAGCCUGAAGUUGUUGGGAGUCAAGAAGAACUUGAGUUUAAGAAGAAAUUAGAGGAUGCAGAAACUCCUCUAUACUCGGAGUGCCCAAACUACACCAAAGUUGCAGCAAUUAUGGGUCUCUACCGCAUCAAAGUGAAGAGUUCGAUUUCAGAGAAUUACUUUGAUCAGCUUUUAAGUAUGGUUCAUGACAUGCUUCCCAAGGGUAAUGUGCUUCCAACAUCCACAUCUGAGAUAAAGAAGUUCUUGAAGAUAUUCGGUUUUGGAUAUGAUAUCAUCCAUGCGUGUAAGAAUGACUGCAUUCUUUACCGGAAACAGUACGAGGUGAUGAGUAGCUGUCCAAGGUGUGGGGCUUCAAGAUGGGAAGUUGAUAAGCAUUCUGGUGAGACAAAGAAUGGGAUUCCAGCAAAGGUACUCAGGUAUUUCCCUAUAAAAGAAAGAUUCAAGAGGAUGUUUAGAUCGGAGACAAUGUCUAAGGAUUUGCAAUGGCAUUUCAGUAAUGCUUCUGAAGAUGGAACAAUGAGACACCCGGUUGACUCAUUGACGUGGGCUCAGGUCAAUGCUAGAUGGCCUCUUUUUGCAGCUGAACCGAGAAACCUACGACUUGGUAUAUCUACAGAUGGGAUGAACCCGUUUUCUAUCCAGAAUACGAAGCACAGCACAUGGCCAGUUAUGUUGGUGAACUACAAUAUGCCUCCGACGAUGUGCAUGAAGUCAGAGAACAUAAUGCUAACCCUUCUGAUACCUGGUCCAACUGCCCCAAGUAACAACAUCGAUGUUUAUCUUGCUCCUCUGAUUGAUGAUCUGAAUGAUUUGUGGAAUGAAGGUAUCAAGAUAUAUGACUCAUUAUCCAAGGAGAAUUUUACACUGAAGGCUAUACUAUUGUGGAGUAUCAGCGACUAUCCAGGUUUGGGGACCUUGUCUGGUUGUAAAGUGAAAGGGAAACAAGGAUGUAAUGUAUGUGGGAAGGAUUCACCUUCUAAGUGGUUGAAGUUUAGUCGGAAGUACGUCUAUUUGGGAAAUAGGAAACGACUUAGGCCUGGUCAUCCUUAUCGACGACGAAGGGUUUGGUUCGACAACACUACAGAGGAAGGGACGGCUAAUAGAAUUCAGACAGGAGCUGAAAUAUUUGAGCUGCUUAAGGAUUAUAAGAAUGAAUUUGGGAAACCUUUGGAGAAGAAAAGCAAAAGGAAAAGAUCAGGUUUGUGUGAUGGUGAGGAGCUUAGACAUGAAGAAUAUGAAGAAGACUCUGACCAAUGGAGGUGGAAGAAACGUUCUAUUCUAUUUGAUUUACCCUACUGGAAGGAUAUGCCGGUGCGUCACAACAUCGACGUAAUGCAUGUGGAGAAGAAUGUCUCUGAUGCUAUUCUAUCCCUUUUGAUGCACAAUACUAAGUCAAAAGAUGGUGUCAAAGCACGACAAGAUUUGGAGGACAUAGGGAUUCGACGUAACUUACACACUCAGCAACGUGGGAAGAAAAUGUACUUACCUCCUGCUGCUUAUUGGCUGAGCAAGGAAGAGAAGAAGAGAUUUUGUAAGAGAUUAUCAGAAUUCAGAGGACCAGAUGGCUACUGUGCGAACAUUGCAAAUUGUGUCUCACUUGAUCCUCCUCUGAUUGGUGGUCUGAAGUCUCAUGAUCAUCACGUUCUUCUGCAGAACUUGUUACCAGUAGCUUUGAGAGGGUUGCUGCCAAAAGGACCUAGGACUGCAGUUAGUAGAUUAUGCAACUUCUUUAGUAGAUUAUGUCAGCGUGUAAUUGACCCAGAGAAGCUAAUAACACUGGAGUCUGAGCUUGUGGAGACGAUGUGCCAAAUGGAGAGGUUUUUUCCUCCAUCUCUUUUCGAUAUAAUGUUCCAUCUCCCAAUCCAUCUAGCUAGAGAAGCACGUUUGGGUGGCCCGGUACACUUUAGAUGGAUGUAUCCAUUUGAAAGGUACAUGAAAACACUUAAAUCGUUUGUUAAGAACUUCGCUAGGCCAGAAGCAUGUAUGGCAGAGGGUUAUAUGGCAGCUGAAUGUAUUGCUUUUUGCUUGGAGUUUCUAAAAACAUCUGUACCAGUUCUAGAGUCUGCAAAUCGUAAUGAAGAUGUUGAUUUGGAUGAGCAUAUACUUGAAGGGCGUCCAAUUCAUAAGGCUACAGAAGUUACACUAUCUGAUAAAGAGCUUGACAUUGCUCACAGAUAUGUGUUAAUGAACACGGGUGUUGUGAAUCCAUAUGUUGAAAUGCAUCUUGAAGAAUUACAAGAAAAGGACAUCCGUUGCAGAAGAAAUCAAACUCUUUUGUGGAAGUUACAUGGAGAACGGUUUUCACAGUGGCUAAAAGAAAAGAUCCCUACUAAUUCAAAAGAGCAUUCGACCCAACUAAGAUGGUUAGCAUUUGGUCCAAGACAUAAUGCUCAAACCUAUAAUGGCUAUAUCAUCAAUGGACAUCGUUUUCAUACUGAAUUCUUAAAGCGGAAGACUCAGAACAGUGGAGUAGCAUAUGAAGCUUUUGCUAUGUGUAGAUCAAGUGUGAAAGAUACCAAUCACGUUGCAGAUGUCGUUUCUUACUUUGGAGUGAUACAAGAGAUAAUAUUGUUGGACUACCACAUGUUCCAGGUUCCAUUAUUCAAGUGUAAGUGGGCCAACAAAGGGAAUGGUCUCAAGGAGGAAGAUGGCUUUAUGCUUGUGAACUUCAGCGUUAACCAAGCAGCAUUUCUCCAAGAUCCAUACAUUAUGCCUUCUCAAGCAAAACAAGUGUUUUACUCCAGAGAAAAUGACUCAUCAAAUUGGAGUGUUGUAAUGAGAGCACCGCCAAGAGGGUAUCACGAGUUAGAAACCGAAGAAGAGUUCGCAGCUGCGCCAAUAACCAUCGAAGAGAAUGAUGAUUUGGGGAAUGAAUCUUCUGAUGAUGAUAGUUUAUGUGUUAGGGCUGAUUGUGAUGGGGUCCUAGUAGUUGAAUAA
Molecule: messenger RNA, 3282 nt
Organism: Raphanus sativus (radish)
Lineage: Eukaryota; Viridiplantae; Streptophyta; Magnoliopsida; Brassicales; Brassicaceae
Exons: 6
Coding region: 1-3282 (1093 amino acids)
Source: RefSeq, a predicted model, not a curated record